Botrytis fragariae is the source of this 2685-nucleotide messenger RNA. RefSeq names its product putative membrane transporter protein. The record is from RefSeq and is a predicted model, not a curated record. Gene Ontology annotation, biological process: RITS complex assembly; regulation of transcription by RNA polymerase II; regulatory ncRNA-mediated heterochromatin formation. Gene Ontology annotation, cellular component: SAGA complex. The transcript is spliced from 5 exons. NCBI's taxonomy places the organism in Eukaryota, Fungi, Ascomycota, Leotiomycetes, Helotiales, Sclerotiniaceae. Bases 1 to 2685 code for a protein of 894 amino acids. Gene Ontology annotation, molecular function: transmembrane transporter activity.
AUGGCAUCCUCAUCAUCAAAACGUCCCUGGGCAUUGGAAGCCCGUUCUAACACCUUCUUCAUUCUCUCCACGGUAGCCGUUGGCAUGUUUACCGAUUUAUUUUUAUACGGACUCAUUGUGCCCAUCUUACCCUUUAUUCUUUCUGAUCGAAUAGGGGUUGAACAAUCGGAAAUUCAAUACUAUACUUCUGUUCUUCUUGCCUGUUAUGCAGGAGCAUCCGUAUUAUUUUCAUUUCCGGCUGGAUAUAUCGCCGAUCGUUUAUCCUCUCGUCAACUCCCAUUCCUAGUAGGCUUAGUAGCUCUAUUAGCGAGUACGGUGCUCCUAAUGCUAGGAACGAGUAUAGAGGUCUUGAUAAUCGCGAGAAUUUUCCAGGGUAUUUCAGGAGCAACAGUUUGGACAAUUGGAUUGGCGCUGGUGAUGGAUACGGUUGGAAGUGAGAAAUUGGGAGUCACGAUUGGAACUAUUUUCAGUUUCAUCAGCACGGGGGAAUUGGUGGCGCCGGUGUUGGGAGGAGUGGUUUAUGACAAGGUGGGAAGUAAUGCAGUUUUUGGGAUGGGAAUUGCGCUCCUAGGGGUGGAUUUUGGAAUGAGAGUGGCGGUUAUUGAGAAGAAGGUUGCGAGGAAGUGGGGUGUUGGGGAGGGACUGGACGGAAGUGAACAAGGAGGGGCGAGUGAGAGUGGAAAUGGAAAUGGAAAUGAAGAAGAGGCGCCAUUGCUCGGCAAUGGAAAAGAUUCAAAUCUUGACUCUUGGAAAAUUCGCAAAGAACUCCCAAAUUUUGUCAGAAAGUUCCCCGUUCUUUAUCUUCUCUCGUCUCCCCGCCUCCUUACAGCAGAAUUAGUAGCUUUCAUGCAAGCAACUAUUCUUGCAGUUUUCGACGCCACUAUUCCCACACAAUCACAAUCGCUCUUUGGAUUUACAGCUUUACAAACUGGACUAUUAUUUACCCCUAUUGUUCUCACCUCUCUCAUCUUCGGCCCGUUAGCUGGAAUGGGAGUUGAUAGAUACGGACCCAAGAUCAUUGGAACAAUUGGGUACACAUUUUUUAUCCUACCUCUGGUCCUCCUCCGUCUUCCCGUUUCAAAUACAACGCACGAUUUAGUUCUUUACUGUGUUCUCUUAUCACUCUGUGGAUUUGGGAUGGCGCUGAUUGGAGCACCAAGUAUUGUGGAAGCAUCUUACGUUGCGGAGAGAUAUCAUAAUGCUAAUCCAGAGUUGUUUGGGGAGGAGGGACCAUAUGCACAAUUGUAUGCGUUGAAUAGUAUGGUUUUCAGUGCGGGAUUCACUGUUGGACCCGUGAUGGCGGGGAGUUUGAGAGAGGGAAUUGGGUAUGGGAAUAUGAAUGCAGUGGUGGCCGGCAUGUGUGCUGUUGUGGCUGCAUUGUGUUUUGGAUAUCUGGGAGGUGUACCUAGAUGUAGGGUUUCCGUCGCGAGUGACGAUGAUUCAACUAUCAAAGUCGCGCCCAAGAGAGAACGAGGAGGAGGCGAUAAGUUAUUAGGCAAUAUCAAAUUAAAGAAACAACCUCCGAAGCACAAUAAGCCUGGCAAUUGGAGAGAAGGAAGUAUUAUCGAUGUCGACGAGAAGAAGAAAGGAACAGAUACAUCAGGCGCAGAUUCGAUUCCGAGUCCUGGUCCUGUAGUUAAUAUGCUGGAUGAUGCCGCGCUGGAAACAUUUGCUACAGGAAGACCUUUAGAAGAUGAUCCCGAUUUACAAGUGUGUAAGCAUUGCAAGAAGAGUGUAUUGAAGACCGCAACAGUUUCGCAUGUAAAAGCAUGUUUGAAUGCGAAGAGAGUCAAAUUAUUGAAGAAGAAGGAAGCGAAAGAAGCUAGGGAUAAGGUCAAAAAGAAAUUGGCAAAUAAAGAUGUUGAUGGAGAUGGAGAUACGAAAAUGGGGAGUGAUGAUGAUGACGAUGACGAGGAGAAGGGCCCGGGUGGCUUCAAGAGUUCGAAGAAGAGCGCGGGUAAAAAUAAUGGGGAUGCGAAGGGGAAGAAGAGAAAGGCAGAUGGCGAGGGAGAAAAGGGUCCAAAACAGAAGAAGAAGAAGGAAGAGCCAAAACCAAAGGCUCCGAAACCAAAAGGUCCGGUCGAUGUAGAACGCCAAUGUGGAGUCCUGAAAGAUGGAGUUCCUUGCGCCCGCUCCUUAACCUGCAAAUCGCAUUCUAUGGGAGCUAAAAGAGCUGUUCCUGGUCGUACCUUACCUUACGAUAUGCUACUUUCGCAGUACCAGAAGAAAAACCAAGCCAAACAACAAAAAGCAGCAAUCGACGCCAAUGCCCCUCUUGAAGACGAAGAACUUCUCAAUGGCCCUAUCGACUCUGACGAAGAACUCCUCGCUGUUCAAUCUGGUCUCGCAAAUUGGAAUCCACAACCUUUAGUCCCACCACUCAUACAAUAUCCAAUCCAGUAUCGAUACAGAGAUGAGAGAUUAUGGGAACAAUUACAUAAUGCUACAAAUGGAUUUACAUUAAAUAUAUGUAAGGUAGUCCAGAAAGCGACACCGGCGAUGGAGAACGGAGAGGAUGCUGUAGGAGAUGAAAUAAUGGGGGAAUGGGAGAGGGUCCGAAUGAGAAUGGAACUGGGGAAAUGGGCUUGCCGGGUAGAAGACAAAGUGGAUUUUCGUUGCAGAGUGCUCCGCAGAGGAAACAAAGUAUGGCUGCACGAGUAUGAGUUUGCUUUACGGGAUUUGUGA